This is a messenger RNA of Siniperca chuatsi (mandarin fish), 8325 nucleotides long. RefSeq names its product receptor tyrosine kinase-like orphan receptor 2 (gene ror2). The record is from RefSeq and is a predicted model, not a curated record. The transcript has 9 exons. NCBI's taxonomy places the organism in Eukaryota, Metazoa, Chordata, Actinopteri, Centrarchiformes, Sinipercidae. Gene Ontology annotation, biological process: protein phosphorylation; multicellular organism development; positive regulation of kinase activity. The coding region runs from base 2208 to 5069 and encodes 953 amino acids. Gene Ontology annotation, molecular function: ATP binding; transmembrane receptor protein tyrosine kinase activity; protein binding. Gene Ontology annotation, cellular component: signaling receptor complex.
AAACAGAUACAAAUAUAUAAGCAGAAAUAUUCUGGGUUUCCUAUUUGCAGACCAGUGUCUUUUUACACUCAAGUAGCAAAUUACAAAAUGUGCUGCUAAGGUCCCCACAGGUUUCUGCUUUAAUGCUGAUUACAGCAAUAUAAUACAAAGUGUCUACAGUGCUCCAUUCAAUAUGAACUACACAUAUCUGCAAGGACAACGCGCUAAUUAAAGGGUUACUCCAGUAAUUUAGUAUUCCACUUCCAUAAAGUUGGGGGACUAACAAGAGACGGGGGGAAAAACAAAACAGAUCAAACUUGAUGCAGCAGAGGUUGCAACAUCCUGACUUUUAACUUCUAGUAUUGGUCCAAAAACACUGGAUCCUACGUCUCCCAUAAUGCUAUAUAAAGCAUAUUUUCAUUGGCCCUUCCUUGUCUUGUAAAUUGCUGUGUCCCAAAUUAUCACUAAUUCUAAGCAGGUUUUGAGGAUGUAGUGUGUUUACACUGGAAAACCAGAAAGUAUGCAUACUAAAUAUUUUUGAGUGAGUUUUGUUGAUGCACACUAUUCUCCCACAAUGCAAAAAGGAAAUGGAAGACCUGCUCACAGCUGGAAAAUAAAUACACUGGUUUUAUUGUUUGUUUAUUUCCAAAACAAAUUCUGUAAAUUGUUUCACAGUGAUUAAACAGCUCUGGAAAGAUCUAGGAAAACAUAGAAGUGAGUAUUGCAUUCUAGAUAUAAUAUUUUGAUGUCUAUUUGUGAAAUGUAAUUGGAUGUGACGUUCCAUAAUUGCAGUUUGAUUGACAUCCAACUAACAUUUCCUGUUAGUAUAAAAUGGUUAAGUAGCCUGUGUUGAUUUUUGGUAUACCAACUGCUAAAACAGUAUACUAUGAUGAUGUAUGUAUGGAUUUGGGACACAGCAUAAGUCUUUUAAACCUCACACCUCGAGUUUGUAACACAGGCUUUUCUCAGAUGAAGCUCCUCCAGAGCCACAGAAGACAUUAUACAACUGUUCAUCAUUACCAGUAAACUGAUCUUAACGUGUAAAAUCUGUAGAGUUCUGCUUUAAGUAAAAGUACGGGCAUAUUAUCAACAAGAUGUUCUUACGUAUCAAAAGUAAAAGUCUUCAUUAUGCAGCAGAAAUGCCCCUUUCAGUGUAAGUAACAAAAAAUAGAAAUACUCAAGUAAAGUACAGUCCUUCAGCAUGACUAAGUCAUCAACUUAAUUUUGUAAUCUUUAACUUUGAGAGUAUACAGCUGCAGAGAUGACUGAGUUUUUCGUAAAUACAGAACUUCCAGAAAGUGAGUGUGUGGAUUUGUUUUAUGAGAGGAAGAAAUCCAAAGAGUUUCCCUUCGGGGAUCAGUGAAGUAUUUCUGAUUCUGAAAUGGUCAAGAGUUAAUUUAGUAAAUUUAGAGAUUAGGGAACUAAUUUCCACAAAAGGCACAAACUAAUAUAUCAAAUGUCAAAUGUAAUAUAAAUAUAUCUUGAACAGGAACUUGAACAGUAAGAUUUAAAGGCAUCUGAUGCCAUUUACACCAUGUAUAUUACAUUUGAGAUGCCUUUAGAUUAAGUCACUCAACCUCUAUAACCAUAGGCCCAUGUGUCUUAUGUGCCAACUGAGAUGUUUGACCUGAUGGCAGACACAGAACAACAUUUCUGCUCUGUGAGUUUCAAGUCUGAUUGGAGGAUAUCAGAACCCUGAUUGGCCUAAAGUCAGAUGUAAAAUCAAAUACAAAUACAGGAACAAAACUGCUAAUAGGAUUUCUUUAGACUAAAUAGGUUUACAACCGACUAAAUGUACGCCAUUUAGGCAACAACAAAUAAAACAUUCAAGUUUUGUAGUAGGCUGGCUGUUCAGCUACCUUCGUUCCGUCUCUAGAUGGGGCCCUCUACAAAAACGUUACCGCACUUCUGUGUGUGCGUGUAAGUACGCGCGUGCGUCCGCUUCAGUUUUCCAAGCUAGUUCUUUUUUUUUUUCCAGCGCGAGGACAGAAGCCACUUUGGGAUCAAUACAGCUCUGAAGAAGCCGCGCGGCUCCCAACGUCUCUGCCGGACUGUACACGGGAUGAACGCGGGUUUGUUUUCCUCUCCGAACCCGCAUCUGUCCCGCACCUUCAUGUCUGACUCUUCAGCGACCUGGAAAGUGCGCUCUCUCUCCGGGCCUGGCUGCUGACUUGGAAAUCAAAAAAGAAGAGAAGAUCCAGAAGAAGAAGCUCAGCUACUAAAACUGGAUGAAACUAUCUUCCGUCUUAUUUUCCCGCACACUUUUGGGAGUGAAAACUGACGCUAUGACCUCCCUGAAGAGUUUGCUCUGGAUGCUUUUCUUGUUUCCAAAUCUGAGAUGUGACGCUGAUCCAGGUCUGUCAUUGGAUACAGAUGGUCUGGCUGAAGCUCAGAGUGGAACUGCACCCACAGCUGAAGGUUAUUUUUUGGAGUUCCAGGAGCCAGUCAACAACAUCACCCACUUCCAGGGUCAGACAGCCACGCUACACUGCAAGGUAGCAGGAAACCCACGACCGUCCAUCCGCUGGCUGAAGAACGACGCCCCUGUGGUUCAGGAGCAGGGACGCAUAACCGUCCGCAAGACAGAGGCAGGAUCCAAGCUCCGCAUACAGGACCUGGACACGACAGACACUGGCUAUUAUCAGUGUGUCGCCUCCAACUCACUCAAGGUCAUCUCUGCCACUGGCGUCCUGUACGUCAAACUAGGACAGAUGCCCACAUAUGGCCCAGAUGAACCGUCACGUGAAAAAGGUUUCUGCCAGCCAUACCGAGGCAUUGCCUGUGCUCGCUUUAUCGGCAACCAAAGCAUCUAUGUUGAGUCACUGCAGAUGCAGGGGGAGAGUGAAAACCGCAUCACAGCUGCCUUCACUAUGAUUGGCACCUCCACCCACCUAUCGGAUCAGUGCUCCAGGUUUGCCAUCCCGUCCUUCUGCUACCACGUCUUCCCUCUGUGUGACGAGGACUCUCGGGGCCCUCGCCGGCGUCAGCUCUGUCGAGAUGAGUGCGAAGCCCUGGAGAACAACCUGUGCCACGCAGAGUACACCAUCGCCCGAUCCAAUCCCAUGAUCCUCAUGCAGCUGGAGCUCCCCAGCUGCCACCUGCUGCCACGGCCGGGCACACCUGAUGCUGCUUCCUGUAUGAGGAUAGGAGUGCCACCACAAAAACUGGGCCCAUAUUCCCCCUCAGACCACAGCUGCUACAAUGGAAGUGGGGCUGACUACAGGGGCACAGUCAGCAUCACUAAAUCUGGUCAACACUGCCAGCCGUGGAGCGCUCAGUACCCUCAUGGUCACCAUCUGUCCCAGGAAUACCCCGAACUCUGGGGAAGUCACAACUUCUGUCGUAACCCAGGAGGUCAGAUGGAGGCGCCCUGGUGCUUCACCCUGGACCCUCAGGUCAGGCUGGACCUGUGUGACAUCCAGCCCUGCAAGUCUCCAGACAACCCCAGGAAGGAGAUCCUGUUCAUUUUAAUCCCUGCAAUUGCCAUCCCAUUGGUCAUUGCUUGCCUCUUCUUUCUGGUUUGCAUGUGUCGCAAUAAGCAAAAGGCAUCGACUGACACACCACCUCGCUGCCAGCUCAGCAGCUCACCUAGCCAGGACAUGGAGCUGUCUCUCCUCAGUCAGCAAAAACACCAGGCCAAGCUGCGGGAGAUUAACAUGUCAGCAGUACGGUUUAUGGAGGAGCUUGGCGAGGAUCGGUUUGGCAAGGUUUACAAGGGCCACCUGUAUGGCACCGUACCUGGUGAGCAGACUCAGGUGGUGGCCAUCAAGACAUUGAAGGACAAAGUUGAUGCCACUCUCUGUGAGGAAUUUUGCCACGAAGCCAUGCUCCGCUUUCAUCUACAGCACCAAAAUAUUGUUUGUUUGCUGGGUGUGGUCACCAAAGAGCUGCCAAUGAGCAUGAUAUUCACCUACUCCAGCCUUGGUGAUCUGCAUGAGUUUUUGGUGAUGCGCUCCCCCAACUCAGAUGUUGGCAGCUCAGAUGAUGAUAAGACAGUCAAAUCCACACUGGAGCAGGCUGAUUUCCUUCAUGUUAUCACCCAGAUUGCUGCUGGAAUGGAGUACCUUUCCAGCCAGCAAGUAGUCCAUAAAGACCUUGCUGCCCGAAACAUUCUGGUCUUUGACAAACUCAGCAUCAAGAUCCUGGAUCUGGGCCUGUUCAGAGAUGUCUACUCUGCUGAUUACUACAAUCUCAUGGGCACAAGCCCUUUCCCCAUUCGUUGGAUGUCCCCAGAAGCUAUUAUGUAUGGCAAGUUCUCCACCGACUCUGACAUCUGGUCUUAUGGUGUCUUGCUGUGGGAGACUUUCAGUUACGGUCUGCAGCCGUACUGUGGCUACUCCAACCAGGACGUGAUCGAGAUGGUGCGCAGCCACCAGCUACUGCCUUGUCCAGAUGACUGCCCAGCCUGGAUUUACACCCUUAUGCUGGAGUGUUGGAGUGAAUUCCCAGCAAGAAGGCCUCGCUUCAAGGACAUCCAUACACGUCUGCGCUCCUGGGAGAGCCUUUCCAACUAUAGCUCUGCUCAGACUUCUGGCACCAGCAACACUACCCAGACCAGCUCUCUCAGCACCAGUCCUGUUAGCAACAUUAGCAUGAGCACAGUGAAUGCAUUGCGCUACACCAGCCCUAAAAAGAGCUUGCCAUUCCAUCAACCCCAGUUCAUGUCCAUGAAGGGUCAAAUGCAUCGGCCAAUGGUGCCCCAGCAGCUCUACAUCCCUGUCAAUGGAUAUCACCCCAUGCCAGCUUACCCAUAUCUGCCGAACUUUUACCCCAUGCAAAUACCCAUGCACAUGCCCCACCAGCAGAUGCACCACCCACCACAGAUGGUUACCAAAGCUGGUUCUCACCAUAGUGGCAGUGGAUCCACAUCUACAGGCUAUGUCACCACUGCCCCUUCCAACACUUCUGUCACAGAGCGAGCAGCUUUGCUAAAUGAGGACUCCAAGACCAAUGAUGAGGACUUGGCUGACAGGGCGUCCCACGAAGAGCUAGACCAAAAUGAGGACCUGUCAGUGCCUGAAACAGAAUUGCUAGGUGACAAUGACCUUCCACAGACUGACGAAUUGGAGAUCCACUUGUCAGACACAUAAGUGUGGUGCUGUUUGAAGAAUAGUGGAGCUGAAAUAUUCUGUGAGCUGUGCUUGCCAAAAAUUCAAUAAGCAGCAUAAAGUGAAGUGAGCAAUUUUGCAGAACAGUGACUGAAUGUUUUUUAUGAGUUUCUUAGAUAGUUCUAACGCAUUUGAAUGUCAAUGUGUCUCAUGUUUGUACUCAAACUUCUGUGUCAAUGAUUAAGCAAAAUGAAUUGUGCAAUCCUCUAUAGACCUUGUUUUUAUAGUGUUGCCAUUCAGAAUAAUCUAUGUCCUUGCUGUUGCUGUGCAACACAAAACAUUUUCUUAUCCACAAAUACUUUAGAGGUUGCCUUGCCUUGAUAGAAGUUUUGCCUUCUCUGAUGCAGAUGGUGCUACGAUCCACUUCUUUUCACUUGCCAGCAAGGUCAUUCACUGGGAGGCCAUAAGGGACCCCUGCACCCACCCUCCCACCUCAGAUACUACACCCCACUAUACAGGCACCUCGACCUACCAGUAGGAAUGGCUAGUUACGCAAAAAGUGAGAUGAUCCCUCACCCUCUUCCAACCCACUUACAAUGCCAGUUGUGUUUAUUGGAAUGCACAACCAAACCAGAAGUAUUGCUACCAUAACCCAGAGCUGAACCCAGGUUUCUGUAGUGGUGUUUUGCUCGUUCUCAACUCGUGCACCCCCUAAUGACAAUUUAAUGUUGUCUUUGAGUUUAUUAUUCUAUGGUUUGUGAAAGUCACUAUCAUAGAACAAUAGAAUGUAUGAUGAAUAGAAAUGUGAUAGGAGUAUGAAAGAAACAGUCUAUGGGUAACUUUGUUAGUAAUUAUACUCACUGAGAUGUAUUUUGGAACUUACCUCCAUCAAACAAACAAAGAAUAAGAACAUAAGAAAUAUCUUGUUUGUUUGUUUUUUUGUUUUUUCAGGCCAUUGACUAAGAUCAUUCCAUGUGACUUAUGUCCCACGAGGUUGAUACUUUUAACAUCAACUUUGAUAACCUAGUUGUACAGAUUUUGAAUUUAUGUACUUUGAUUUGAACAUUUUAUUUGUUUAUAGUUUUUCUGUAUAGUGAUAAUUGCUAAGCCUGGACUGCGGUCGAAAAGUCCCUCCUAUGUCUUUUCCUAAACACUUUGAUGUGAGGAGAAUUCCUAAGACAACCGCGGUGCAAAGAGAAUCCGACUGCACUUAUACUAGGCGACAUAAUUAUGUGACGGUGGAUGUUAUUGAUGUGGGUCUGCCAUGGUGAAACUACAAUGUUCUGAAGAUGGACUACAAAAAGCGCAUCUUAUUUCAUCCUGUGCGUUCUUACCAUAUUGUUUCAUGCAGGCAAUAUAAACAUGAAAAAUAUUACAUCAUUAACAAGGUUGGAAUGGAAAUAAAAAAAGGAAUACAGGCAGGGAUGCUGGAAGUCAGUCACAGUUGGGGGUGCUGAGAGAAAAUCAGUCUAUAUAAUGAUGUCAUAUUAAAUGGCACACGAUAUUCAUGUUUUUUGUAUUAAUUUGAAUGGCCAGCAUAACUUAUAUCUAAUAGUUAUUAACAACAAUUUGAUAACAGACAGCAAACUUGAACAACGUAUUGUAUGUCAAAGCAGCCACAGCAACUACACAGUCAACAACACAGAACUAAUGCAUGAGAACUGCAAGGAGAUGAAGAGGGAGAGACAGCGCCUGGACGUGGGUGAGAGAUGUGACCCAUGACCAGUUCAUCAUAGUUUAUAAUAAUGCAGCGCAGUGAAGAGAAGAUACAGACGUUUUAUAGAGGAGAUGAGCGUAUAUAACGUGUCUGUUUAAUGUUAACAAAGACUCCAGUCAGCAGUGUAGUUCAUACACUUCUUUAUGAUCAAAGAAAGUUUUUUUUAAUCACGUCCACACAUUCUGUCCAUAUUCAGACACUCCCUCUCUCUCUGCUGCAAGUCUGCUUUUCGUGAAUGGCCGAAUGGUGCGUUGCUUUAAAUGUUGCAGCCAGAAAUUGUGGCACGGCAUUAUCUCCUUUCCUUUUGUAAAGGAUGGUCCAGUGUAUCCUAUGCUAAAGGUGAUAAAAAAAGAAGCAUUGAAGCAGCUUUCCUUUGCAUUUAGAGAAUUCGACCAGCUCUUAUCAUGACUGCCCCUUAAAUACUUCUGGGUCAUUUCACUCAGUUAGGAACCUUCCUAAGCAAAAAAGACUAUUCGACCACAACCCUGGUGUUAGCAUUAGUCAUUUCCAGCACAUGUUUGCAAUGUUUAAGCAGUUUUUUGCUUACCAUAUAAUGUCCACAUAAAGUUGUAUGAAAAAGUUGUAUGUUUCCCCUCAGUAAGAGAAGGAAAUCAUGUGCUAUCACUUGAUUAUAUUUUGUCAUCAUCUGUCAUUAAACGUGAGACUUCAAUAUACGGUGCACUGUGCAUCAAGUUACAUUAGGCCGAAAAAUGUACUUUGUAGUGAAGAAAUACAUUUAUUGCUGAUACUAAUAAAAGAAUCUAAAUGAUCAACAUACUGUACUUUUCCGUUGGGGUUCACAUUCUCAUUUACAAAUACUUUAUGUAUUGUUUUGUUGGGAUUAUAUUUCCCUUUAAUUAAACAAUCAAAACAACUGGGGGAAAAUGUAAAAAUGUGGUGCUGAAACUAUCUAUUUGACAACAAGAACACAGGGUUUGAGAGAAUAAACUUAACUCAAGGUCCACUUUUUUAUGGAUCUUUCAACCACAUCUCUAGUCUUCAACAGCAAAUGGGGUUGUUGGCUUAGUCCUCAAGUAACUAUAGAGUUAUAGAGUAUAGAGUUUUGGCCACGUGAUGCAGAGAUCGUAACCUCUGUCAUUGUUUGAAGAUGGACUUUGGCGUCGAUGUGAAUGGACUGUACCCGUUGGCCUGGAGUGCCACCACGGGUCCUGCUGCACCUCCAUCUCACCAUCCUCCUCCUCACUGAUAAGAUUUGUGCUCUGUAUAGGAGGUUCCUUACCACUGAUCUUUGAUGUUGUAUGUGGUCUUUAUGUUCCUAUCAGCCUACACAUGAAAACACAAGUGUCUAAAAACGCCGGUGUACCGUCCUCUUCCUGUUCUCUUGUGAACCUGAUGUGUGGGUUGAUGAUGUGUUGGAUGAAGCUGUCUUACUUAAGCAGCACGGUUUGUUGAAAGUGUCGUCCAUGUACUGGUACCAGUUGUCAGAUGGGGUAGGGGCUCAGGGCAGUCUGUUCAAACUAUUCCAUGUACAUGUAGCUACAAUAAGGGAGAUGGGUGACCCCAUGGCUGUUCCCUUAGUUUGUUUGUAAAAUAAAAAAUAAAAAAGGUAUAUAUAUAAAA